AUGCUCUGGGACGUCAAUGGCACAAGACAACCUCAAUUCCACCCUCGCAAACCAAUCUCCAGCCCCCUCAAACCACGACCAAAAGCAAUGAUAGAUCUGGACGUCAAACCCACACAAACGAAUGCUUCGGCCAAUCUCUCCAUCUCCAGCAGUGAUCUCCUGGCUAUCCAAUCUGCCAUCCUCGACCAAUUGCAAGAACGAACUCAUACACCUUUCGUUGGUCUCUCCUCUGAAUACGACAAACUCGCUUCUGUGGUGGAUCAGACUAUUGUUGCUGGAGAGAGCAACAGUAUCCUCAUCAUCGGCGCCCGCGGAACUGGAAAAUCUGCUGUCCUAAACACAAUCUUACAAGACCAGUGCCUACGAAACCCAGAUCUGUUCCAUGUAGUCAGGCUCAAUGGGUUCAUCCAUACAGACGACAAGAUCGCUUUACGAGACAUCUGGCGCCAACUAGGCAAAGAAGCAGAUGCCGAAGACGAAUUUGCAGCCCAGAAUGCUGCAGAUACAUUGACUACACUUCUGGCUCUCCUCUCUCACCCCGAAGAACUAGGCAGGAGUGCAGACCAAGUCACUAAAUCUGUUAUCUUCGUACUUGACGAGUUUGAUUUGUUUACUACGCAUCCAAGACAGACGUUACUUUAUAAUCUGUUUGACAUUGCGCAGAGCAGAAAAGCUCCUAUUGCUGUUAUUGGCACUACGACGAGAUUUGAUGUUGUCGAGCAAUUGGAGAAGAGAGUCAAGAGUAGGUUUUCACACCGAUAUGUGCAUUUAUCGUCGGCUGCCAAUCUUUCUGCCUUCAGAGAAAUGUGUCAGAAUGCUUUGAUGCCGUUUUCUGCGAAAGGGGUUUCUGAAGAGGGUAACAAGGUGUGGAAAGAGAUUGUCAAUGAUCUGUUUACUGCCGAAAGCUUUAAUACGCAUUUGAGAGGGUUGUAUUACUUGAAUAAGAGCGUAAGGGCUUUUCACACGAGCAUGUUGGUGGCGGUUAGCACGUUACCUACUUCUGGGUCUUCCACAGUACAAGCAGAAGACUUGCUCGACCAUCUCAGCGACACGACAUCUCUAUCCCUCCUCACACCUCCUGACUCCAAACUCGCAGCUCUAGCCUCUUUAUCGACUCUUCAACUCGCCCUCCUCAUCGCCGCAGCCCGCCUCACCAUCAUCCACGACACCGAGACCGUAACUUUCGCCCUCGCCCACGCCGAAUACGUGUCUCUAGCUUCCAAAGCCAAAAUUGCUGCUUCGGCAUCUGGACAAAUGGCUGUGGGAGGCGGUAUAGGCAGGGUAUGGAGUAAAGAAGUUUGUAAGACUGCUUGGGAGGGGUUGGAAAGAAGGAAAUUGGUCAUGGCAGAGGGGAAGGGAGGAGGAUAUAGGGUUGAUGUUAGACUCGAGGAGAUUGGAGAGGCAGAGGUUGAGUUGGGGGCGGUGAUGGGCAAGUGGUGUAGAGAGAUCUAG
Messenger RNA from Aureobasidium melanogenum CBS 110374, 1452 nucleotides. RefSeq names its product origin recognition complex, subunit 4. Bases 1 to 1452 code for a protein of 483 amino acids. Gene Ontology annotation, molecular function: DNA replication origin binding. Gene Ontology annotation, biological process: DNA replication initiation; DNA replication. NCBI's taxonomy places the organism in Eukaryota, Fungi, Ascomycota, Dothideomycetes, Dothideales, Saccotheciaceae. The transcript has a single exon. Gene Ontology annotation, cellular component: nuclear origin of replication recognition complex; nucleus. The record is from RefSeq and is a predicted model, not a curated record.